Messenger RNA from Neoarius graeffei (lesser salmon catfish), 1264 nucleotides. It is a transcript of the gene pop4, whose product is annotated as POP4 homolog, ribonuclease P/MRP subunit. Gene Ontology annotation, molecular function: ribonuclease P RNA binding. Gene Ontology annotation, cellular component: ribonuclease P complex; ribonuclease MRP complex. The record is from RefSeq and is a predicted model, not a curated record. NCBI's taxonomy places the organism in Eukaryota, Metazoa, Chordata, Actinopteri, Siluriformes, Ariidae. The coding region runs from base 141 to 782 and encodes 213 amino acids. Gene Ontology annotation, biological process: rRNA processing; tRNA 5'-leader removal. The transcript is spliced from 7 exons.
GAAGGCGGGACUUGAAGAAGAUUCCGGAAGAGAGUGAGAGACGCGUGUGUCCGAAAUCAGCGGAGUUGUUUUUGUUUUGAUUAUUUUUUUAUUAUUUUUCUUUUCUGUUUUGGGUUUGAGUGUAAAAGAAAGAACCGGAAAUGGCCAGUGUGAUAUUGUCCACACUUCCUCCUGAUGAAGGCGAGCUGUUGGGGGUUCAGCCCCAGCAUGGAGAAGCUGCUGAGAAGUUCACCAGGGCCUUCCUGAGGAGUCAGAAAGUCGAAUCCGUGCUGCAACAUCAAGGUGUGGUGAUGCAGUACACUCGGAAAUGGAAGAGGAAAGGGAAAAAGACAAAGGCUAAAGGACUGAGCGCUAAAGAAAGGAGAGCACUCGGAGUGUUUGAGCUGAAACCUGAGCAUCAGAAGUAUGAGCUCUUCCUGCCGCUGCAUGAUCUGUGGAAGCAGUACAUCACUGAGCUGUGUUCCAACCUCAGAGCAGGGAGUAACCUACAGGUGAUGGAGCAGAAGCUCCUGAAGGCAGAUUUUCAUGGUGCGAUUUUAACAGUUGUUCGCUCGAAAUGCCCCUCGUAUGUGGGCUCCACAGGGAUCCUGGUGCAGGAGCUGAAACAUGUGUUUAAGAUCAUCACGAAGGAGAACCGACUGAAGACCAUUCCGAAGAGGAACAGUGUCUUCAGUGUGGAGAUUGGAGAUUUUGUGACUCAUAUUUACGGCAGUAAGUUUGAGUUUCGCUCCAGCGUGAGAUCGGCCAAAAAAUUCAAGAUGAGCGGCACCAUUGACCUGUGAAGAACCUCCUGAUGAUCACACAUUGAGUUCUACAGGGAGAACCCACUCUCCAGGGAGAACCCUUUCUACAGAUCCUCCCUCAUGGCCCUUUAGAACAUGGAAGAAGUUUCUUUUUGUUGUUUGAGACACUUCAGUUAUUUCUGCUCCUGUGAUCCAAUCACCUUCUGUUCCUUUCCAAGCUCCCUCAGGAGUGUGGACCUGAGUGUCUGGUUCAGCAGGAACACACACAGUACAGAAGUGAAUCAACCUUUGACACACACCCUGGAUUAUUAACUCCAUUUGACCAGUAUCUCACUCAACAGCUUAUGAAGAUGCUUGACAUGAGGUCAUGAGGGGGAGGAGAUAUAAACUGAAUUAGAACACACCCACCAUCCCGCUGUUUGGUGGUAUUAUUUCCGAACACUAGGGGGCGCCAGUGUUUUCCUGUUUUCAUUUCUGUUUACUGGAGACGCUGAAUAAAUCUUUUUUUGGUAUGAUAUAAA